GUAUAGAAUGGAUCUAAGGUUGGAACUAGAUGAUGAGGAAGUUGAAUAUUGCAUGGAGCAAGGAAUCUUGGAUCAUCUUUCAGAUUCACUUUCACAGGCUCUGAAAUCUGUAGCAAGUAGCAGGCCUAGUGAUCCUUUUCUUACUUUGGUGGAUUUACUAAAAAAUGUUGGCUGUCAGAAUAAAAUACUUGUUCAAGGAUAUCCAGUAAACUGUGUGGAUGGAGUUGAGCUGGGGGUUGGACCAAUAGUUGGUGAGGUGACAGAAAACUCCGCAAUUAUAAUGAUAGAAGUUAAAAAUUCCAAAAGUGCUUCCAAUCUGGUCACUUGCGAUGUUUACAGGAAGGGUGAGAGGACAGUUUAUUGUAAUGUAGAAAAAUCUUGUCCAUUUACCACCCCAACAGCUUUCCUUAUUCAAGAUCUAGAGGCGAACACUGAGUACACUGUAGUGUUUAAUGGACUAGAUGACUGCUGUGCCAAGAAUGCGUAUGCUCUGUUCAAAACAAAACAACCGUACAAAAACAUGAAAACAUUCAAGAUUAUUGCCUUGAGUUGUGAUAGACCAGAUCGAAUGCUGCUUGGACAGAAGAACCCAUGGUAUGAGCUGGCUAAGAAGAGUUAUACUGCUGAUGUGAUGUUACAUCUAGGUGACCAAGUAUAUAACAAGGGGGAGGAUAAUGAUAAAACUCUUCAGAUAUUUGACAGUACCUAUGAUGGUUUGGGAGAUAGAGAGAAGGGGAAAAUGAAGAAACGAGCAAGAGCUCUUCUCAGAAAGAAGUACAGGGAUACGUGGAAUAAGAAAAUGACCAAAGAUACGCUACAGAGAGGAAGCCACUUGAUGAUUUGGUCUGAUAACGAUGUGGCAAAUGACUUCACAACUUUGAAAACUCAAGAUGGACUUCAGGCGUAUCCCCCGGCAUUCCUUCAGUGUGGUAUUGAGGUCUACAGACAAUAUCAAAGAAUCCUGUGGGAUCCUGAAGCUAUUGGAACUCUACCCUCAGACCCGGAGGAAUAUUUCAGUGAGUUCCACUCUCACGUCUAUGGUCCGAUCGGAAUAUUCCUGAUGGAUAUGCGAGGGAAUAGGAUAACAGCGGACGGUGUGCAACAAAGUGAAAAUGAACUGGUGUCAGCUGCACAAUGGGAAGCAGUUGAAGAAUUCUUUAGAAAUCCGCAACUCAAGGUUAUAAUCAUAGGCUCUGAAAUUCCUUUUGUUGGAGAUGACCCAAUCUCAAUAAAAGAGAAGGCUGAGAAGGUGGAUUUCCUGAAAGAUCACUGGCCAUAUAACGACGAAGAUCUGGUGCGCCUUUUGGACCUUGCGUUUACCUGGAAAUCUCAGGAAGAAGACGAUAGAGAAGUCGUCUUCCUUGGCGGAGAUAUUCACUGUGGUGUUACAUCAGUGAUCCGUGACGAAGAAACUGAUUUAACGAUAACUCAUCUCACGACCUCCCCUAUCACAAACCAUGUCUGCAAGUUCUUUCCAGAUCUUUCCGGAAGGAUAAAUGAUCGAUAUUCCUAUGACCACAUGCCUUUAGGAGAAAAUCAACGAAACUAUGCGGAGAUCAAUAUUACCCUGCAGCCAAGCUUAUCUGUUACAUCACAGCUGAGACCUGUGUCUACCAACAUGUACAAGGUUAUGGAGUGGAUGUCAGAUGAAGAAGAAUAAUUAAGAAAACAGAGGAAACCAUAGAAUUCAUUAAUUUUUACAGAGGGGUUAAACUGUCACACCAAGCUUUUUCUUGAUUAAAGUUACGAAACAUUCUUUUAAUACUUUACAUUGUGAUUUUUGAUUAUGGAUUGAUUUGAAUUUCCUUAAAUUAUUGUUUUAUGAUUUGUAAUUUUGUAUAUUUUAUAUGUGUUAAAUUUUCAUGUAAACAGUAAAAAACAAGUUUAAACAAAUAAAUUAAGUUAUGUGAAUAUGCGUAAAAUAGCCAAA
This is a messenger RNA of Eurytemora carolleeae, 1930 nucleotides long. RefSeq lists its product as uncharacterized. The transcript is spliced from 22 exons. The record is from RefSeq and is a predicted model, not a curated record. The coding region runs from base 8 to 1660 and encodes 550 amino acids. NCBI's taxonomy places the organism in Eukaryota, Metazoa, Arthropoda, Copepoda, Calanoida, Temoridae.